AUGGCUUCCCCAAGCUUGGAUCAGCUGGUGAAAGGGUCAUCUGCCUCCGGAAAACCCCUUCCAUCCUUGUCGCCUGCGCCCGAUGCAUCGACCUCGCACCUACGAGCAGAUUCCUCGAUCUCGUCGGAUUACUCUUCCCCGCCACGUUCAUCAACCCCAGAUCCACUGUCCACGUUGCCAUCAGCUCCGCCCCAAAUAUACCUGAACCUGCUCAUUCUGGAGAGCUCCCUUCGAGCGCAGUACCUGGCGCUGCGUGAACGUCGACGACAGAAUACGUUUUUCCUUCUCCUACUUGCUGCCUGGAUCGCAUACUUUGCCUAUGCCCUUUUUCUUCGACCACGAGAAGAUGGCCGCGGGGUAGGAGGCUCGGUUUACUGGGUUGUGGAGAUGGGAGACAAAGUUGCCCUCCUAGGGGGUGUGGUCACUGCCCUUCUAGUCUGGGGUACCGGGCAAUGGGAGCGUGGAGUGCGUUGGCCGCGGCGCUGGCUCGCUGUCGCCAAUCGCGGUCUUCGCAACAUGAACACCAAGAUCGUUGUGAUAAGAGGUCCCUGGUGGCAGGAACUGCUGUCUUAUCUCUCUUUUCUAUUCCCGUUCUCCACGCCCCUUUUCCCUUCUCCUAUUGGAGAUUUUUAUUUUAUAGAGCGGCCGGCAUCUGAGAAACGUGUUGGUGGUCGGCAGUACCAUCAGCAGUGUCAUAACGUGGACCCCGAGUCAGGACUUGUGGAAGAGGACCUCAGUCCCGGAGGAGAUUACAUUCGGUUACUCCUUCUACCCAAGUCGUUCUCCCCCGAGUUCCGAGGAAAUUGGGAUGACUACCGAACCGAGUAUUGGGAGAAGGAGAACGAGCGACGCGCGCAACUGCGUCAGAAACUACGCCAGAAAGAACGUCUUUUGUCCGAACAAGACGGAAGCUGGUUUGGGUCAUUCUGGUUUGGGUGGAAGGCAGCGCGACGGCGACGACUCGCAGCGGCCACGCUCAACAGACCCAUGGAAGGCGAAAAACAUCGCCAUCACCACCAGCACCCCAGUAUCUCUAGACUCAGUCACGAACUCAAAUCUCCGGUCCGACGUAGCACGCGCUCGGACUCCCAUUCCCGUACGCCUUCACGUAGCACCACUCCCGUCGACGCGGACGAUCGUCCUCCUUCCAGGUCCUCUGCAAGCGGCCGUCCGCGGCGAGGAAGCACGCCGACCUUGACGUCAGCCUCCGAGCAGAGCCCUCAGCAUCGGAAAAAGAAGGGGCCCAAAACACUGACCCGGGGUCUUUCGCCCCUAACCCAGGCGCAAAUCAGGGAGGGAGUUCGUACGCCUUCUUUCUCGUCCGACGAUUCCACAAUGACAGGCCUAGGGGACGAGAAGACGAAAGUCAAGGAAGAGCCGGUGGACAAUUGA
This is a messenger RNA of Aspergillus affinis, 1392 nucleotides long. RefSeq names its product Spo7-like protein. Gene Ontology annotation, cellular component: Nem1-Spo7 phosphatase complex. NCBI's taxonomy places the organism in Eukaryota, Fungi, Ascomycota, Eurotiomycetes, Eurotiales, Aspergillaceae. Gene Ontology annotation, biological process: nuclear envelope organization. Bases 1 to 1392 code for a protein of 463 amino acids. Gene Ontology annotation, molecular function: protein phosphatase regulator activity; phosphoprotein phosphatase activity. The record is from RefSeq and is a predicted model, not a curated record. The transcript has a single exon.